Molecule: messenger RNA, 2972 nt
Organism: Linum trigynum
Lineage: Eukaryota; Viridiplantae; Streptophyta; Magnoliopsida; Malpighiales; Linaceae
Source: the annotation of a GenBank genome assembly
UUAACAAACCAACUCAUAAAAUAUAGAUUGAUUUUCUCAUAAGUUGUAGUUGAGUUAGCUCUCUAGUCACAAUGUUGGGACAUCUCAUAAGCUCAAAACGAGACAAUUCAUGAGUUGUAUUAAACGAGUCAUCUAAUCGAGCUAGUUCACGAGCUACACGAGCCGAACAAGGUAGAGCUCAAGCUCGGCUCGUUAAUAACGAGCCGAACUUUUUUUUAAUCUAACGAGAUUUUAUCGAAUUCAAUACCGAGCCGCUCACGAAUAACUCGACUCAUUAACAACCCUAGUCACGAGAUUAACAUCUACCUCCACGAGGCUUUCCUACCCGCAGGAAGGAUCAUGGUGAAAACUGGGGGCGUGGGGUUUGGUAGCAUACUAUGGGCUGACAAAUAUAUAACGUGCGCCGUUGAGUCUUGACCACACAGACUCAAAGGCAGAAAAAACCCGGGCCCCGUAAAUAUAGUACUAGGACAGCAAAAAAGAACAAUAGAGUUGUCGGAGCACCGCCUUCUCGUUCGCUCGAAUCGCUGCCCAUCUAGCAGGUUGCUCUUUCCCGGAGGAAAAGCCGCCGCCGUCGCCGUUGCUGCUACUUCUCCGACUUCCCCUACCGCCAACUCAGUCACUGAGGCGCUGAGUGCAAGUAAUCCCCUCCUCUCUCUCUCUCUCUCUCCCUCUCUGUUUGCAUUUUGCUGUUCCGCUCUUGUCUUCUGAUUGUUGAACCUUACCUCCCACCACCGUCAACAGAUCGAUCCGCGAUCCCAAUCUACAGAUCACAUCCACCGCCAUUUCUGAUUUCCAAUUUCAUUUCCUGCGCAUCCGGAAUUUAGACCUUACGCUUUUCCCUUUUCGUUGCUAUAAUUGUUUGUUAUUUUGAUUCAUUUGCGGUUGCGUCGAUUAGCUUUCCAUGGCCAACAUUGACAUCGAUGGCCUCCUUCGAGGGGAGGAUGGCGACGAGAGCCGCGUCCCUAGGACCAAAAUCGUCUGCACUCUGGGGCCUGCUUCCAGAUCUGUCCCCAUGAUCGAGAAGCUUCUCAGGGCGGGGAUGAACGUCGCCCGCUUCAAUUUCUCCCACGGCUCUCACGAGUACCACCAGGAGACCCUGGACAAUCUCCGCAUCGCCAUGCACAAUACCAGCAUCCUUUGCGCUGUCAUGCUCGACACCAAGGGACCAGAGAUUCGGACCGGCUUCUUGAAAGAUGGGAACCCGAUCCAACUUCAGGAGGGCCAAGAAGUCACUAUCACUACUGACUACACCAUCAAGGGAGAUCCAGAGACGAUUUCCAUGAGCUAUAAGAAGCUGCCGAUGGAUGUCAAACCGGGAAACACCAUCCUGUGUUCCGAUGGCACUAUUAGUCUCUCUGUUCUGUCGUGUGAUCCCAAGGCUGGCACAGUGAGAUGCCGCUGCCAGAAUACUGCCAUGCUCGGGGAGAGGAAGAAUGUCAAUCUCCCUGGUGUUGUUGUCGAUCUCCCGACGCUCACUGACAAGGACAAGGAGGAUAUUCUUCAAUGGGGUGUUCCGAACGCCAUUGAUAUGAUUGCUCUCUCUUUCGUCCGUAAGGGAUCCGACCUUGUCAAUGUUCGCAAGGUCCUUGGCCCCCAUGCCAAGCACAUCAAGUUGAUGUCAAAGGUUGAGAAUCAGGAGGGUGUUAUCAACUUCGAUGACAUCCUGCGCGAAACCGAUGCUUUCAUGGUUGCUCGUGGCGAUCUCGGAAUGGAGAUCCCCGUGGAGAAGAUCUUCCUUGCUCAGAAGAUGAUGAUCUACAAGUGCAACCUCGUGGGGAAACCCGUGGUCACUGCCACCCAAAUGCUCGAGUCGAUGAUCAAGUCUCCUAGGCCGACUCGUGCAGAAGCCACCGAUGUCGCCAAUGCAGUCCUCGACGGCACCGAUUGCGUAAUGCUCAGUGGGGAGAGCGCCGCUGGUGCGUACCCUGAGCUGGCUGUGAAGACCAUGCGGAGAAUCUGCAUAGAGGCAGAGUCGUCACUGGACUAUGGUGCCGUGUUCAAGGAGAUCAUGAGGUCGACCCCGCUUCCGAUGAGCCCACUGGAGAGCCUGGCGUCUUCCGCUGUCCGUACUGCGAACAAGGCUAGAGCAAAGCUGAUCGUGGUGCUGACCCGGGGCGGGACGACAGCAACGCUGGUGGCCAAGUACAGGCCGGCAGUGCCUAUUCUGUCAGUGGUGGUGCCGGUUUUGACCACGGAUUCAUUUGACUGGGAUUGCAGCGAUGAGUCGCCGGCGAGGCACAGUCUGAUAUACAGAGGGUUGAUCCCGAUACUUGCGGAAGGGUCUGCGAGGGCCACGGAUGCCGAGUCGACGGAGGAGAUAUUGGUUGCUGCUCUGAAGAAGGCGGUGGAGAAGGGUCUGUGCAAGGUUGGAGAUGCUGUGGUGGCGCUACAUCGGAUAGGGUCGGCUUCUGUGAUCAAGAUAUGCAUGGUCAAGUAAGUAAUAGCAGGUUUGAGAUGGAGCUUGACGAAAUAAUGAUGUCAACAAUGGAAGAACAGUUUUCUUGUCGACUCAGUUUCGGUUAUUUCAUGUAUUUUGUGCAGCCAGUGCCGCCUGACAAUGGUUUUAGUCCUUUCUGUUAUCGAGGGCAGGUCUGUAGACAGUAAAAAGCACUUCUUGAAGCUCAGUUAUGUAACAUGGCUCUUAAUUUGCAAGGUAUUUGUUUCUGUCGAAGAGUUGCAGUAAUGAUCAACUUAACACUAGAGUUUGGUUUUGUUAAGGCGACAUUAUCUGUAGAAAUAGCCCUAGUGUUGUUUGAAGUCCAAUAUUAGAAUGUGAAAUCACAUGUAUGUAGAACUUUCAUGCCAAGUUAACUGAAACAUUACAAAUGAUGAUGGAAGUCUGAUUAAUACGUCACAAAAAAUGGACAACCUUAGAUACGUAUUUGUACGUCGCAUUUUAAAGACAAAUCGAGUAACGAUAAUAUGAUACAAUACCACAAUUUCAACAGGAAUAGAUUGUACAAUAACAU